AUCGCCCCACCACAGCGAUAAUGUAUUGAAAAAAACUUCCAACGUAUCGAUAAAGUCAAAUUACAUAAAGAAUAUGGAGCAAUCGAGUAGACAGUGAGUUUUUUAUUCUUCAAAUAAGGUAUUUGUAACAUGAACUCGACAAAAAAUAUAAUUUUUUUCGUGCUGUUUGCAUUGAAAGAAUUCACCUCAGGCAUAGAAACCAAUUCCGGCGAAGAAAAUGAAACCGACAUAACCAUCCCUCUAAACGAAGCCAUCAUAAAAACAUUCCACAGCGUUCAUCCAACUUCAACGAUGAAUCUAGUCAGUUACAUGGAAAGUCGCGACAGCGAUUUUGAUCUUCCUUUAGGCACGAGAAUCGCUCCAUUCACCAAAAAUAUAUUUUGUCAUCAUAUAAACGUAUCUAUUUGGGAACCCCUAUCGUCGCCUCAAAUCUACUGCGAAUUCCCUAAGAAUAAAACGCAUUUAUUCAACGACGAGCUCAUCUUCAAAGUCCUAGGGUUCAUGGAUACGUCACCAGGAAGAACACAUGCUAGUUUCAAAACACAUGCAAAAUUCAGAGAUAUCGUCAUCACAGGUACGAAAACUUCGAAGAGAUUCCAAGUCCAUAUCGUACACAAUCAUAUUUCCAAUUACGUAACUGUACCCUGGAGUCGUACAGAAAUACCUCGCAACACGCUGGCCAAACUGAUUAAAAAAAUUAGAUCCGGAAUACCAUCGAUGAUCCACGAUAAUGUAAAUUCCAAUGAAAAAUUCCUACACGCUUUCAGCUCCAGCUUUUGCCACAAUCCGAAACAAAACAUCACCUUAGCCUAUCCAGAUUUCCCUCUAAACGAACAAAAAUACUAUUAUUUCAUCCCAACCGUAUCGUUCGUCGGAAUAGAUUUAGUAGACAUUAAAAUUAAAGGAUUAUCGAACUUCGAAACACUUAAACCCAACACGACGUUUGGUAAAUCUGCUUACACUCUGAUUGUGAAAAAUAUCUGCGGAACCAUGAAGUUGGACAAUACGGAAUUCAAUAACUUCAAGUUUUACGAGAUGGAUUUCAGUAUCGAUAAUCUUUACAUUACUGCGGAUUUUGAGACUAAACGAUUAGUGGUCGAGGCACGAGACUAUAAUGUGACGCAUGUCAGCUCGAUGUCUUCGAGACCGCCCAAGGCGUCCAUAUUUUCCGAAUUAAUCAUGAAGAAUAUCGAAAGAGCCAUUGGCAGUCAGUUGAUGCCGUCCUUGGAAGUUCCAGAAACGAACAAGCUCGAUGAUACUUCCACCCCAAGUCAUCUGGAAAGUGCACCACCGGUUAGUCAAGUUGCUACAGAAACCUCGCCAAAAUCCGAUUCGAAAUCAUAUUCUACGAAGAGCCCAAUUCCUCUUACACAAGGAUGGUACACUGAACUGACUUCAGCAGAUAAAGAACUCUAUCAUGGAAGACUUUUCAAAAAAACGUCGCCACCUCAUCGCCCUCUUUUCCAAAAAAAAGUUGAACUUACUUCUCCAAAAACUGACCGUCCAAGUUCAACUACUACUACACGAGUGACCACUCAAACAUCUAAGCUCGAGGUCAAAACAUCAACUGCCAUACAAAAGACAGAUCCUUCACAAAGUCAGCACGUUAUAUUGACUUUAGCAUCUAGACGAUCCAAUAAUAAAAAAAUUUAUGAGACGUCGCCAUCUGAUUCGACAAUUCGUUCUACGUUGAGCUCAACUAUCGCAGGCAAGACUAGUCGAUCAUUAUCUACUCGAGGAACAAAAAUCUCCGCCAGACAAACGCCGAAACCUGAUUCACCAGAAGUUGGCGAAACUGCAAUCGAAUCAGCAGCAGAUGAAGAAGACGAUGGUUACGAGUACGAUAUUGUAUUCCACAAUGUGAGCAUUAAACUGGUACCAGGAACUCCUUAUCCGAAACAAAUUCAAUGCGGAUUUGCCAACUCUAUAAAGAUCAAUCAUCAAGUAAAGGCCAUACCUUCUGGAGACAUUCAUCUCAGCAAUAAAGGCAACUCGAUCAAUAUUCGUUUCCACGUCAACUUCACCUCGAUCAAAAUUUCAGUCAUGAAACCGAAUAAUUCCAAAGAGAACGAGUCUUGCGAAUUUCAAAUCCAUAACAAUCAAGAUAUCAAGGUCGCUGUACCAUCGAACAAAAACACGAGUAAAUCGAACACGGAUUUGCUAAUAAAAAAGAAAAUCGAUAAUACGCUGAUGUCGAUGAUGACAGAACGAAUUUCUCAGCAUUUGAAACCACUGGUUUGCUUGCCAUUCGAUAUUUGCUCGCAAUCUCUUCAAAUGGUCGAUCAAUUUUUCGGAAAUUUUGUGGAUAACGUGCUGAACAAGUGCUCGCUUCGAAGGGAUACUAAUACAACGAUUUCAACGUGAAAAAAAAAUCGUCGAAACAAAUUUUCCAUCGUCUCAAGUCAAACAUCUUAUGAUACUGCAAAGAUCGUUGAAAUUAGCAAUGAAGGAAACGAGAAGCCAACAAAUUUAGCUGACCAAAUUAUCCAACCAUUCACUUCAUCCUCAGACAGAUAUUAGGCUCACCAUCUAAUCAAAAAACAUUGUAUUUGUAUUGAAUUUCAUUGCAAUUCUUUGAAUAGGUACUUAUCUGAUAACCUACCUAUUUGUAUAAAACUUCCCGAAAUUUCUCAAUAUUUUUCCAAGUUCAAAUUAACCAAAUUGGAAUAUUUUUUCAUUGUAACGCAAGGAACCAAUCUAAAAAUAUAUUGUAUUAAGGUUCAUUUAGAAUAAGAAAAUACCUUUCUUUCUCAUUCAUUUUAUAUCAUAAAUUAAAAAUAUACAAACACAUAACUUGA
This is a messenger RNA of Planococcus citri (citrus mealybug), 2798 nucleotides long. RefSeq lists its product as uncharacterized. The record is from RefSeq and is a predicted model, not a curated record. Bases 130 to 2364 code for a protein of 744 amino acids. Lineage: Eukaryota; Metazoa; Arthropoda; Insecta; Hemiptera; Pseudococcidae. The transcript has 7 exons.